Messenger RNA from Daktulosphaira vitifoliae (grape phylloxera), 1837 nucleotides. RefSeq names its product lachesin-like. Lineage: Eukaryota; Metazoa; Arthropoda; Insecta; Hemiptera; Phylloxeridae. Gene Ontology annotation, cellular component: neuron projection membrane. The record is from RefSeq and is a predicted model, not a curated record. Bases 328 to 1218 code for a protein of 296 amino acids. The transcript has 7 exons. Gene Ontology annotation, biological process: synapse organization.
CUCCACUGGCAUAAAAGUAUUCCUUAGAUACACCACAGUAGUUCUUCUUCGAGUGUAGUAUCAAUAUUAGACCGACUUUUAAGAGCUUUGUAUACUUUUAUUAAUCUCAUGUGGAUUAACUCGUUAUUAUUACCGUCAGUGAGAAUUUUAAUUAUACCAGGAAUUGGCGUUUUGUAUUAAGGAUAACUAUGCAAGACUAAAGAAAACUAGAUGUCAUUAAUUAAGAUUAUCGCGUUCAUUAUAUAUUAUAAUUUUUAAUUUGUUUUCCUAUUAAAAUUAGUAUGUGAUUAGGUGUAAAAAAAAAAAAAAAAUGAAAAAUCAACGAAUAUGAAGUGGAAUAUUUCUAUCUAUUUAAGUACUUAUAUUUUAAUUUUAUUUGGAUACGUUUCAGGUAGUCCGAAAAAAAGGAAAAUAGACGAACAGCUAAAAACAUAUUUUGAAAAUUUAUCACAAAAUGUAUUUGCGUCUGCAGGUCAAAAUGUCAUGCUACCUUGUCGCGUGAGACAUCUAAAUGAUAAAGUGGUUUCGUGGAUUCGAAUGCGUGAUUUACACAUACUUACAUCUGGCUCAUUUUUGUUCACUAAUGAUGGUCGUUUUGGAAUACAUCACCCUUUAAAAGACUCUGCAAUUUGGAAUUUGGAGAUAAAAGAUGUGUCGCAAAAAGAUAUGGGUUCAUAUGAAUGUCAAGUAAACACCGAACCAAAAAUAAAAUUCCUUGUUAAUUUAACAGUGUUUGAGUCAGACGUUAUGAUCGGUGACAUGGGUGAAGAUUCAACCACGGUAUUAUUCAUAGGAAAUGGUAAAUUCGAAGAAAAUAAUAAAAAUCAAGAGCCAUCCGAAAGACGAAUGACACCAGGAGGGUCUGUAUCAUUUACUUGUGUCCUUAACCACUUUAACCAAACUCGCCCAAGUAUUCAGUGGAAUCACAACAAUGAGUCAAUUUCUAUUCAUGGUCAUAAAAGUAGCAUUAGUAUAGAAACGGAGAGAUCAUUAAAUAACUUCAUUAGCCGCCUCACGUUGGCCAAUGUUUCAAAAUAUGACUCUGGCAAAUACACAUGUAUUUCAGGACACCAGACAUCAAUUACAUUCAUCUUGCAUGUUAUUUUACCCGAAAAUGAAUUAGCUUUGCAAGAUGGUUUGAGAUCUGAGGCAUCAUCUAUCAUGAAUUAUUUUAAUUUAAUCGUAGCAAUUUUUCUAAAUACUAUAAUUACUAUGUAAAAUCCUUAAAAGCAUAUUAUACUUAUGACAAAUGAUGUUAAUUAAUUAGAUAUUUUUUAAAAUAUAGUUUAUAUACGUACGUUAUAUGACAUAGUAUAAUGACAUUUAAAAAAUAUCUUUGAAUAUCGAAGGUUCAAAAUGAAAUUUUAUCGAAUUAAUUUUUAUAAAAUUAAAGUAACAUUUAAAAAUUUUAAUCAUAGAGGAAUAGUUGUUUAGUUGAGUGGUUUUCCACUCAACUUAAAAACAGAAUUCAGUUCUUAUAAUCCUACAGAAAAAAAACAAUAGGUGGAAUAGCAGAUGUCAAAAUAUCAAGUGUGGUUAUUUUCUCAACUUAAACAUUUGGCAUAUAAUAAUUCACAUAGAGUAUGGGAAUAAAAACAGUAUUAUUAUACAAAACUAUCCUUCUCCUUGAUACUAAUUUAGUUGUGUAAAUACUACAAUAUAUAUAUGUUUAAAUAUGAAUAAUAAUUGUAAUUUUAUUUUGUUAAAAUCAAUCCCCAUUUUUUUAACCAUAUACAAAAAUAUACUACGUGUAAAAAAAAUAAUUUUUGUCAUAUUUUAUAAUAAUUGUAUUUAGUCAAGAUUUGUACCAAAAAUGUAAAAAUUAUACGAAAAAUAA